This is a messenger RNA of Chanos chanos (milkfish), 1246 nucleotides long. RefSeq names its product small nuclear RNA activating complex, polypeptide 3 (gene snapc3). Gene Ontology annotation, cellular component: snRNA-activating protein complex. NCBI's taxonomy places the organism in Eukaryota, Metazoa, Chordata, Actinopteri, Gonorynchiformes, Chanidae. Gene Ontology annotation, biological process: snRNA transcription by RNA polymerase III; snRNA transcription by RNA polymerase II. The coding region runs from base 1 to 1149 and encodes 382 amino acids. The record is from RefSeq and is a predicted model, not a curated record. The transcript has 9 exons. Gene Ontology annotation, molecular function: bent DNA binding; RNA polymerase III type 3 promoter sequence-specific DNA binding; core promoter sequence-specific DNA binding.
AUGGCGGAAAGUGGAGGUGCUGAGGCGCUGGAGAAUGUCCCGGUUUAUGAAUACAUAGAUGUAAACUCUAAACCUUUUCAUAUUGGUUCCUUUAGAAAGCUGUGGUUAGAUGCUCUGAAACCCGAUUAUUACUCAUACACUGAAACUCCGCAGGAGAUACAAGACAUCGAAUUUAUUGAGGAGAUGAGAAUAGACGAGGAGACGCUAGACGAGCUUAAAACUAUUUGCAGUGUCGAACGGUUAAGAUGCCAUUCUGAGAAUAACCCUCCUGACACAGACGAAAUUCCCGCAGAGCCCAAACUUGCGACCUUAAAACUUCGGAAGAGACGACAGGAUUACAAAAAGACUCUUUUGAGGGACCACGUAGGAAGACACGACGCUUACGCCAAUGAAAUGGAGGUUCUCGCCGUAGGAAGAAAGCCCAAGGAUCCUCAGGAUUUGGUCCCUGAGGGAGAGCUCAUUCUGACUUUCAACGUUCUGUACCCAGUCAUAUUCGAGAGGUUUAAAUAUGUGAGACCUCAUCAGACGCAUCAUGUCUUGGGCAGUCAGAAGCUGACAGAUCUGAGAGACGCCAUCUGUUGCGUCAAUGAUCUGCAGGUUUUUGGAGAAUUCAGCGAAACACCUAACAUGGUUCCUCAGUUCAUUAGCAAGGAUCACUACAAAUCUGCUUUCUUCUUCUUUGAGGGAACCUUUUUCAACGACAUGCGAUUCCCAGAGUGUCGGGACAUCAGCGAGACGACGAGAGAGUGGGCGAAAACCUAUGAUUUCCCAGAGUUCCACACAGCCAGGAUGGAGGAUACGGUUUUCUACGACCUGAAGGUGAAGGUGGGCUAUCCGUACCUCUACUGUCACCAAGGCGACUGCGAACACAUCGUCAUCCUCACGGAUGUCAGACUGGCCCAUCGGGAUGAUUGCCUGGACAGCAAACAUUAUCCUCUCCUUACCCACAAGCACAGGGUCGUGACCCGCAAGUGCUCCGUGUGUCAUCUCUACAUCAGCAGAUGGGUAACGACCAAUGACGCGCUAGCCCCGAUGAACCCUUGUCUGUUCUGUGACCAGUGCUUCCGCAUGUUCCACUAUGACAAAGAUGGGAAUAAACUGGGCGACUUCAAAGCGUACUCCUACGUAGACCCGGGAGCGUUUAACUGAAACCUCGUACCCGGGUCAAGGGGAUCUCAUUGACUGCUGUGCAGUAUUGGGGAAUGUCACAGUUGUGUGUCACACCUGGUGUCAUAAAAUGAGUUUU